Tachyglossus aculeatus (Australian echidna) is the source of this 3948-nucleotide messenger RNA. RefSeq names its product casein kinase 1 gamma 1 (gene CSNK1G1). Gene Ontology annotation, cellular component: cytoplasm; nucleus; plasma membrane. The record is from RefSeq and is a predicted model, not a curated record. Gene Ontology annotation, biological process: positive regulation of canonical Wnt signaling pathway; peptidyl-serine phosphorylation; endocytosis. The transcript has 14 exons. Gene Ontology annotation, molecular function: protein serine/threonine kinase activity; ATP binding. Lineage: Eukaryota; Metazoa; Chordata; Mammalia; Monotremata; Tachyglossidae. The coding region runs from base 366 to 1769 and encodes 467 amino acids.
CCUCCAUCCUUCCAUUCCCCCCCUUCCCCGGCCUCCCGCGGACCGGCCCGCGGUGGGCGCUGGGGGCCGGCGGCGCGGAGAACCCGCGGCCCCCGGAGGACCCGGAUGCUGCCGCCUCAGGUGGCCCAAUACCCGCCUUUACCUGUGAGUUCUUCCGGCUGCACGUUCUCCAGGAACCAAUCAGUGGAUUUUUAUCGCCUGGGCGAUGAAUUAGAAAGCUGACUAUGGUGCUGAAAGAACCCGGCACAUCUCUCUGACCACGGUCGAAACCCGAAUCAGUGAUCCACCUUGCUAUCUUUCUGUUUUAAAGAGAGGAGCACAUCCCCACUGCCACUCACCUGGCAGAAACUCUGUGUUGUAAGAUCAUGGACCACACCAAUAGGGAAAAGGAUGAAAGGCAGCGGACAACUAAGCCCAUGCCGGGGAGGAGUGGGCAUUCGUCACGGCCCUCUAGUUCCACGACCUCCUCUGGGGUUCUUAUGGUGGGACCCAACUUCAGGGUUGGAAAGAAGAUAGGUUGUGGGAACUUUGGAGAGCUCCGAUUAGGCAAGAAUCUCUACACCAAUGAAUAUGUAGCAAUCAAACUGGAACCAAUAAAAUCACGUGCCCCACAGCUUCAUUUAGAAUACCGGUUUUAUAAGCAGCUCGGCAAUGCAGCUGAAGGCCUCCCCCAGGUGUAUUACUUUGGACCAUGUGGGAAAUACAACGCCAUGGUACUGGAACUUCUUGGCCCUAGCUUGGAGGACUUGUUUGACCUCUGUGACCGAACAUUUACUUUGAAGACCGUGUUAAUGAUAGCCAUCCAGUUGAUUUCUCGAAUGGAGUAUGUGCAUUCAAAGAACCUCAUUUAUCGAGAUGUCAAGCCAGAGAACUUCCUGAUUGGCCGACAAGGAAAUAAGAAAGAGCACGUUAUACACAUUAUAGACUUUGGACUGGCCAAGGAAUACAUUGACCCAGAAACCAAAAAACACAUACCGUAUCGGGAACACAAGAGCUUAACUGGAACAGCAAGAUAUAUGUCUAUCAACACUCAUCUUGGCAAAGAGCAAAGCCGGCGGGAUGAUUUGGAAGCCCUGGGCCAUAUGUUCAUGUAUUUCCUUCGAGGCAGCCUACCCUGGCAGGGGCUCAAGGCGGACACAUUAAAAGAGAGGUAUCAGAAGAUUGGUGAUACAAAAAGGAAUACUCCAAUUGAAGCUCUCUGUGAGAACUUUCCUGAGGAGAUGGCCACGUAUCUUCGUUACGUCAGACGAUUAGACUUCUUUGAAAAACCCGACUACGAUUAUUUGCGGACACUCUUCACGGAGCUCUUUGAAAGGAAAGGCUACACCUUUGACUAUGCCUAUGACUGGGUUGGCAGGCCAAUUCCUACGCCGGUGGGGUCAGUUAAUGUAGAUUCUGGUACAUCUGCAAUAACAAGAGACAGCCAUGCACACAGGGAGCGUCCAUCACAGCAGCAGCCUCUUCGAAACCAGACCACGUCAUCCGAUCGCCGAGGAGAGUGGGAAAUCCAGCCCAGCCGGCAGACCAAUACCUCCUACCUGACGUCUCACUUGGCUGCAGACCGGCAUGGGGGAUCAGUACAGGUGGUAAGUUCAACCAACGGAGAGCUGAAUGUCGAUGACCCCACAGGGGCACACUCCAAUGCACCAAUCACAGCGCAGGCCGAGGUGGAGGUAGUUGAGGAAGCUAACUGCCUGAAAAUGCUCAACUUGUGGUGCUGCUGUUUCUUUAAGAGAAAAAGGAAGAAGACCACCCAGCGCCACAAGUGACCAGUGCCUCUCGGGGGUCCCCCGGGGACUCCGCGAUUCUGACUGCACCCGCAGCUCCUGCCAUUUCUCAUUGGAAGGGACGUCUCUUUGGGAGGAGGGAGGAGGAGGAGGAGAGAGUGGAGAUCAGAAACCAAAAAGAGAAGAGAACAGAUGCCCGGAAGGAAGCCGGCACGGAGUCGGCCAGCGCUGAAUGGCUUCGACGCUUAAUUCCAAUCCCGCGGCCCCUCUCGGGAUCCAGAGUCCGAGGGGCUCCCGCAUCCACGGGGCUCGGCGGCUUCUUGCACUUGGGGCUGGCUGCCUGGCUGACUCUCCUUCCCAUUGUUUACAGUGAAGGUGUCAUUCACAAAAACUUACGAACUUGCAUCCUCUGUCCUCUCCUCCUCCAUUUAGUCCUGCCCCCCCGCCGCCCCGGCCCCCGCCUCCUCCCCCUCCAGUGAAAAGACUAAGAAGUCAAGGCUUCAUUGGCUGACUGUCGAGGGCGAGGCCCUUUUCCAGGCAAGUUAUACAGCUGAAAAAGCGGGCGAGAGGAGAGCCCGGAGCUGGAGAAGGACUCCCUCCCCGCCUCCCUCUCCCACCUCUCACCGCAGAGUUCUCGUCCCGUGUCCGACUCCGCUGCCGUGGCUCCAAGGUCUGCCCCCCCCCCCGGCGGGUCCAGGCUCUUCCCCACACCCCCCUCCCUCCUUGUGAAGUUACACUGUAGCACACAAGCUGUGAGAAAUUUGCAAUCUACUGUUCCCGCCUCUUUGGUGUUCUUGGCUUUCUUGGCAAGCUCUGGUCUCCGAACAGUUAGUUAGUAGGGCAGCGCAGAUUGUUUGGGGAAAGGAAAAACAAAACAAAACGAAAAAACUGACCUUGUUGCACUUUUUUUAAAAAACAAAACAAAACACGGCAGAUGCGUAUUGUGUCUGGUUGUUUUGGGGUUUGACUUUUUUCCCUGUGGAGGCAGACGGGGCCAGGUCAGCCCCUUGGGAGAGAGCUUGGGGUGCAGGGAUGUCCAGCUCCAGGGUUUGUUCGAGGCAUCAGGAAAGGAGGAAACCAGGCCCCCAAACCCCUCUGCUCUACCCGGCCCUGGGAGGCGAGGUCUGUAGGAACCCUUACUUGAAUUUCCAGGCCUUCUUAGCCGUCGAGGAAGGCUCCUGAUGUGACCAGCUGGUAGUUAGAAGGUCUAGCCCGCUCCGAGUGCCCACGACAAGGUUAGGAGGAGCAGGAGAGGAGCUCCGGAGACACGGAUCAUCUUGGAGAAGACGACGACAGAACCGUCAAAAUAUCGUCGCUCCCCACGUCAUCUGGUCGGCCUUGCACGUUCCUCGCGGGGAAACGAUUCCCAAAAGAAGCACCCCCUCCUCGCCAUCCGUUUGAGAGAAGGGAAGGGACGGAAAGCAGGGAGAGGAAGUAGCGUUGCCUUGGAUCCCGGGAUGAAAUCCAGGUCCCGUGCCAGCCGUUGGACCGAGAACUGAUGGGAGCCCACCGGAUCCCCUCCGAACUGCCGCCCGCGUCCUGCCCCGCGUAAGGAGCCGAGGCAGCGGACUGGCCGUGGCAGGCCGGGGGUCGAGGUCCGCAGCACCCGGGAAUGGGGCCGGGCCAAGUUUCCUGUGUCCUGGAAAGCGCCACGGGCUGUGGGGACAGUGGCUUCACCUGGUCAAGCCAUAAAAGAAAAAGAGCUGAUGUGAGCGGGGACGGAGAGCCCAGAUAAGGUCAGAGACCCGGCUCCCAAGGGUGGCGAGGAAAUCAUAGCUCAAGGGCCACGUUGCAGCCGCCGAUCGGAGGGAAGGGUUCGGUUCUCCUUUUUCUCGCUUGGAAGAGGCAUGAUCCAGGCGUAAUAUUCCCGUUGUAGAUGCUCAUCUAAGUAGUUCAAUGGAUUGUCUGAACAGUGGCGGAGAAGUGGUGACGCUGGCCCGGGAGGGCGAGAGGCAGAGGGAAAGGUCUUGGAUUUUAGGCAAGCUGGUUGGGGAGAUAUAUCUGCUCCCCAUAUGGCCAUUCAGAGAGAGAGAGAGAGUUGUCCUUUUCUGGAGAAACCAUUGCCCCAUUGGCCUUUGGAUUUUGGAAUCUGGAAAUUCUGGAGCUCCCGGGCUUGGCGAUGAUUCUCGGGAGCUCACCAUUUUCUGCUACCAAGUCCCUUGGUGCCUUACGUGAAUGGAGCGGAAGUAGCACCUGCUAGAAGCCCAGCAGGCACAGUCUU